AGGAGUAGGAGUAGGAGUAGGAGUAGGAGUCUUUCGGCUUUUUUAACACACACAACACGCAGUGAGAGAGUGAGUGAGCUUCUCUCUCUGCUGAUGCUUCUGUUGCUUUCCAACGUCUCUCUGCCUCUAGCCUCUGAUCAUUCAAUUCCUCUCUCUCUCUCUACAUCAAUCCAAAUAUCCUUGCAUCAAUGCGUAGUUUCUCGCAAUUCACUCACGCAAAUAUGCAUACACAUACACCCCACUUUAUCUAUUUAUAGGAAACAAAACAAGAUAGCCACUUUACCCUCUGAAGAAUUUCAGGUCUGCACUUUUCAACAAGGCACCCCAGAAUUCACGUGCCCUAACAGAAUUCAUUUUACAUCUAUAUCUAUCUACAUAUGUGUGUAUGUGAUGGUUGGGCGAAUUUUUGAAGAAAAAAGGCGGUUUCUUGGUUUAAUUUUGUGAGAUGUGGUGGCUGGCGGUGGUGGUGGUGGGAUUGGUGGUUGUUGGGGGUGGUUAUGGCUUCCCUGAGGAGGAUCUAGUGGUGAAACUGCCAGGUCAGCCGCCGGUGAAGUUCAGGCAGUAUGCCGGCUAUGUCGACGUGGAUGUCAAAAAUGGGAGGAGUUUGUUUUACUAUUUUGUGGAGGCUGCUGAUGACCCUCAUCACAAGCCCUUGACUUUAUGGCUCAAUGGAGGCCCGGGUUGCUCAUCAAUGGGAGGAGGUGCGUUCACAGAGUUAGGUCCUUUCUUCCCUAGAGGCGAUGGUCGCAGCCUCCGAAUAAACUCAAAAUCGUGGAACAAAGCAUCGAAUCUUUUGUUUGUUGAGUCUCCAGCUGGUGUAGGGUGGUCGUAUUCAAAUACCAGCUCAGACUACAAUUGUGGCGAUGCUUCCACAGCAAUGGAUAUGCACAUGUUCAUGAUGGAAUGGUAUAAGAAGUUUCCUACGUUCCGAACCAGAGAUUUAUUUCUCACUGGUGAAAGUUAUGCCGGGCAUUACAUCCCACAAUUAGCUAUUGCGCUUCUAGACCACAACGAGCAUUCUAAAGACUUCAAGUUCAAUAUCAAGGGUGUUGCUAUUGGCAACCCGCUUCUGAGGCUUGAUCGUGAUAUUCCAGCAACGUAUGAAUUCUUCUGGUCACAUGGAAUGAUUUCGGAUGAAGUUGGACUUGCCAUCAUGAAUGACUGUAAUUUCGAUGAUUAUAAGUUCCCUAGCCCACACAAUGCGUCUAAAUCCUGCAAUGAGGCCAUAUCCGAGGCAAAUGAGAUUGUUGGUGACUAUGUUAACAAUUAUGAUGUUAUUCUGGAUGUGUGCUAUCCAUCCAUUGUAGAGCAAGAACUGCGUCUCAAGAAACUGGCUACCAAGAUCAGUGUUGGAGUAGACGUCUGCAUGAGCUACGAGAGGCGCUUCUACUUCAACCUUCCCGAGGUUCAAAAGGCGUUACAUGCAAAUCGAACCAAUCUACCAUAUAGGUGGUCUAUGUGCAGUGGCCUUCUGAAUUACAACGAAGCAGAUGGUAACAUUGACAUUCUUCCUUUGCUAAAGAGGAUCAUCCGGAACCACAUUCCAGUUUGGAUUUUUAGCGGGGAUCAAGAUUCCGUUGUGCCUUUACUUGGUUCACGUACAUUAGUACGCGAGCUUGCUCAUGAUCUCGCGCUCAAGAUCACAGUCCCGUAUGGAGCAUGGUUCCAUAAAGGACAGGUGGGAGGUUGGGUGACUGAGUAUGGAAAGUUGCUGACUUUCGCAACGGUUAGGGGUGCUGCUCAUAUGGUGCCAUAUGCACAGCCAUCAAGGGCUCUGCAUCUCUUCAGCUCGUUUGUCCGAGGCCGGCAACUGCCAAACAGCACACGACCUUCCAUUGAUGAAUAAGGAUGACUAAAGUGAGCUUGGUGUUACUUUCUUUGGUGUGUUUUGGAUUUGAUUCAGAGUUAUUUAUGCUGAGCUUGAUUUCUUAUGGCAUUUCUUAAAUGUUGUAACAAGGAAAAUCACAUAAAUGAUGGUGUAUUCAUUUUUUAUUUGUGAAAGUGAAUGGUAACUAGUAGUGUCAUUUAAGAAUUGC
Messenger RNA from Salvia splendens (bonfire salvia), 2036 nucleotides. RefSeq names its product serine carboxypeptidase-like 42. Gene Ontology annotation, molecular function: serine-type carboxypeptidase activity. Lineage: Eukaryota; Viridiplantae; Streptophyta; Magnoliopsida; Lamiales; Lamiaceae. Gene Ontology annotation, biological process: proteolysis. The transcript has 11 exons. The record is from RefSeq and is a predicted model, not a curated record. The coding region runs from base 446 to 1846 and encodes 466 amino acids.